AUGGCUGAUGUUUCUUCGGCCUCGGCGCAGCCUUCGGGCUACGACGAGAAGCGGGAUGUGAAGCCCAUCAAUCCCCCCCACCCCGGUGCCGACGACGACGAGGAUGAGGAUAUCGAUGCUCUGAUCGACGAGCUCGAGUCUCAGGACGGACACGAUCUUGAGGAGGAGGGUGAGGAGGAUGGCCACGGCAACGUCCGCCAGGUCCCCGAAGAGAUGCUUCAGACCUCCACCGUUACCGGUCUCACCAACGAAGAGGUUCUUGCCCGCCGACGAAAGUACGGUCUCAACGCCAUGAAGGAGGAGCGUGAAAACCUUGUUCUCAAGUUCCUCAGCUACUUCGUCGGCCCCGUCCAAUUCGUCAUGGAGGCUGCCGCCGUUCUUGCCGCCGGUCUUCAGGACUGGGUCGAUUUUGGUGUCAUUUGCGGUCUUCUCCUGCUCAACGCCGCUGUUGGUUUCGUCCAGGAAUUCCAGGCUGGUUCUAUUGUCGAGGAACUCAAGAAGACUCUUGCCUUGAAGGCUGUUGUUCUCCGUGACGGUACCCUCAAGGAAGUCGAGGCUCCCGAGGUUGUUCCCGGUGAUAUUCUCCAGGUUGAAGAGGGUACUAUUAUCCCCGCUGAUGGUCGCAUCGUCACCCAGGAGGCCUUCCUCCAGGUUGAUCAGUCCGCCAUUACUGGUGAAUCUCUCGCCGUCGACAAGCACAAUGGUGACUCCUGCUAUGCUUCUUCCGCCGUCAAGCGUGGUGAGGCCUUCAUCGUCGUUACCGCCACUGGUGACAGCACUUUCGUUGGUCGCGCCGCCGCCCUUGUCUCUCGCGCUUCUGCCGGUACUGGUCACUUCACUGAGGUUCUCAACGGCAUUGGUACCGUGCUCCUCAUUCUUGUCAUCUUGACCAACUUGAUGGUCUGGGUUGCCUCGUUCUACCGAUCCGUCGGCAUUGUCCCCAUUCUUGAGUUCACCCUUGCCAUCACUAUCAUUGGUGUCCCCGUCGGUCUUCCCGCCGUCGUUACCACCACCAUGGCUGUCGGUGCUGCCUAUCUCGCCAAGAAGAAGGCUAUCGUCCAGAAGCUCUCUGCCAUUGAGUCGCUUGCCGGUGUCGAGAUUCUCUGCUCUGACAAGACUGGUACCCUCACCAAGAACAAGCUUUCGCUCUCGGAGCCCUACACCGUCGCCGGUGUUGACCCCGAUGACCUCAUGUUGACUGCCUGCUUGGCCGCUUCCCGCAAGAAGAAGGGUAUUGACGCCAUCGACAAGGCUUUCCUCAAGUCCCUCCGCUACUACCCCCGUGCCAAGAGCGUUCUCAGCAAGUACAAGGUGCUUGAGUUCCACCCCUUCGAUCCCGUCUCCAAGAAGGUUACCGCCGUUGUCGAGUCUCCUCAGGGCGAGCGCAUCACCUGUGUCAAGGGUGCCCCCCUCUUCGUUCUUUCCACGGUCGAGAAGGACCACCCCAUCCCCGAGGAGGUCGACCAGGCCUACAAGAACAAGGUCGCCGAGUUCGCCACCCGUGGUUUCCGUUCUCUUGGUGUCGCCCGCAAGCGAGGUGAGGGCUCUUGGGAGAUUCUCGGCAUUAUGCCCUGCUCUGACCCCCCUCGUCACGAUACCGCCCGCACCAUUAACGAAGCCAAGCGCCUUGGUCUCUCCAUCAAGAUGUUGACUGGUGAUGCCGUCGGUAUUGCCCGUGAAACCUCUCGCCAGCUCGGUCUCGGCACCAACGUCUACAAUGCUGAGCGUCUCGGUCUCGGUGGUGGUGGUGACAUGCCCGGUUCUGAGGUCUACGAUUUCGUCGAGGCUGCCGAUGGUUUCGCCGAGGUCUUCCCCCAGCACAAGUACAAUGUCGUCGAGAUUCUUCAGCAGCGUGGUUACCUCGUUGCCAUGACUGGUGACGGUGUCAACGAUGCUCCCUCUCUCAAGAAGGCCGAUACUGGUAUUGCUGUCGAGGGUGCCUCUGACGCUGCCCGAUCUGCUGCCGAUAUUGUGUUCCUUGCCCCCGGUCUCGGUGCCAUUAUCGACGCUCUCAAGACUUCUCGCCAGAUUUUCCACCGUAUGUACGCUUACGUCGUUUACCGUAUCGCCUUGUCCAUCCAUCUUGAGAUCUUCCUUGGCCUCUGGAUCGUCAUCUUGAACAGGUCGCUCAACAUUAACCUUGUUGUCUUCAUCGCCAUUUUCGCCGAUAUUGCCACCCUGGCCAUCGCCUACGACAACGCUCCCUACUCGUCGACUCCCGUCAAGUGGAACCUUCCCAAGCUCUGGGGUAUGUCCGUCCUUCUCGGUGUUGUCCUCGCCGUCGGUACCUGGAUUGUCCUUACCACCAUGUACGCUGCCGGCACUCCCAACGGUGGUAUCGUCCAGAACUUCGGUAACAUGGAUGCCGUUCUCUUCCUCGAGAUCUCCCUCACUGAGAACUGGCUCAUUUUCAUCACCCGUGCCAACGGUCCCUUCUGGUCGUCCCUCCCCUCUUGGCAGCUCACCGGUGCCAUUCUCGUUGUCGACAUCAUCGCCACCUGCUUCACCAUCUGGGGUUGGUUCGAGCACAGCGACACCUCCAUUGUCGCCGUUGUCCGUAUCUGGAUCUACUCGGCCGGUGUCUUCUGUGUCAUGGGUGGUGUCUACUACCUCCUCCAGGGCAGCCAGGGCUUCGACAACCUCAUGCACGGCAAGUCUAUCAAGGGCAGCCAAAAGCAGCGAUCCCUUGAGGACUUUGUUGUCUCCCUCCAGCGCGUCUCGACCCAGCACGAGAAGUCCGCCUAA
This is a messenger RNA of Scedosporium apiospermum, 2745 nucleotides long. Its product is annotated as Plasma membrane ATPase. Lineage: Eukaryota; Fungi; Ascomycota; Sordariomycetes; Microascales; Microascaceae. The coding region runs from base 1 to 2745 and encodes 914 amino acids. Gene Ontology annotation, biological process: regulation of intracellular pH; proton export across plasma membrane. The record is from RefSeq and is a predicted model, not a curated record. Gene Ontology annotation, molecular function: P-type proton-exporting transporter activity; ATP binding; ATP hydrolysis activity. The transcript has 4 exons. Gene Ontology annotation, cellular component: plasma membrane.